AGGGAGUCGAUAACGAGCCAGGAAGUGAAUCAUCUGCUGCGGCCAGGUUUAGAUUUGGGGUGGAGCAGGCGUUCAAGAGAUGGUGCAAGCACACCCGAUCGCCCCAGUGCGGGCCCGACUCCGGACUGGCAGAGCGAGGACCCUGCUCCCGACUUCCUCGCGGCUGCGCGACGGGCGCACGUUGAAGGCAGAUCGCGAGGAGCUUGAACAGAUGGCCAGGGAACAAGAUAAAGAAUCGGAGAAACAAGCUUUACUCCAGGAAGUUGAGAACCAUAAAAAACAAAUGCUCAGCAAUCAGGCAGCUUGGAGGAAAGCAAAUCUAGCCUGCAAAAUUGUUAUUGACAACUCUGAGAAAGAUCAGCUGUUGCAAGGAGGAGACCCCUUGAGACAAAGAAAAACCACAAAGGAAAGUCUUGCGGAGGGCGCAAGUAACAUCACAGAGAGUCUGAUGGGCAUUAGCAGGAUGAUGUCUCAGCAGGUCCAGCAGAGCGAGGAAACCAUGCAUACACUAGCCAAUUCUUCACGAACCAUUCUGGAUGCGAAUGAAGAAUUUAAGUCAAUGUCUGGGACAAUACAGCUGGGGAGAAAGCUCAUUACCAAGUACAAUCGAAGGGAACUGACGGACAAGCUGCUCAUUUUCCUCGCCCUUGCCUUAUUUCUGGCCACAGUGCUGUACAUCCUGAAAAAGAGACUCUUUCCAUUUUUGUGAAGUGCCAAAACUUAAGAACCACCAUGUAGCAUGAAAGAUCAGGAGAGAGGGUAAUGAGGAGGUUCGUUGUAAUGGGGACCUGGCACUAAUCUGGUUGAAAGAGGGUUGGAACAGACAGGACUUGAUAUUGUAUAAAUGGAAUAUGUGACCUGACCAGGAAGACACAGGAUUUUGCUUUCAAAUGAGCUUGUGGAAGAGAAGUGAAAGUGAGGUGUGGAGAGAAGAAACAUCCUUCUGCUUGCUUAGUUUGGGAACCCAAGAGGCACUUGGUGAACUUUCAUGGGACAGCAUCAGUCUUAAUCCUCACCCUCUCUCCUCUCAGUGUGAAAUCUACUUUUACCUUAGGGAUUGGAUCAUCUGUAGCCCUGCCAGUGGCACGAAAGGUGCCAAGAAUUAAGCAGCAGAAAGGGUGAGAGAGAGAGAACAAAUUCAAAGGAAAUAAAAACCCCAAGCUAAGAUACAUUCCUUUAUUAAACUAAUCGUUUUGUCCACAUAAAUCAAGUCUUAUUUGAAAGAAGGAAAUACUCGUGGAUUAAAGGAGACUGUAUUAUACACAUGAGAUUUUACACCCAUUUUAAUGGUGAAUCUGUCGUUGUCUUAUAAAAGUGGCUCCUUCUGGGGUGGAAUGAGUUGACAGAAGCUCAUGCUGCCAUUUCCUGUGGUGAGCUCUAACUUGCAUAUUGUCUUGUAAUGCAGGGUACAUGUUGUAAUGCCUUCAGGCCAAAGUUUUCUCUCAGAAUAUGGUUCAGAUGUGCUCCAUGGCUCUAUUUCACGUCUCUGCUUGGAGGUCUCCAGUCAAUAUCAGAGUAAAAAAGCCUGUUGUUUUGAGCACAGCUUAAGGAUGAUCAUGUUUUUCCACUGCUGGAUAAUUGCAUGCCGUUACUGUAAACAAUAUAGGGCUUGUAUUAGGAUUCCCUAAGGCACACUAUAAAGUCAUAAAACAGGAUUUCAGGAGAGGCUACCAAAAGAGAGAAAUCAAAGCAAAAACAAUGCAUCUCUUAUCAUGAACCCCAAAGGCCACCUGGAGCAGAACUUAGGUUGACAUCAUCUCUCACGUUUUGUUUUGUUUUUUUUAAUUCUGCAUUGAUCAAAAGACAAAAGCACAAAUGCAUCCAAUGUGUCUCUUAGUUAUAGGCAUAGCUUUAUGAAAAUCACAAAGGCAAGGAACGUCAAAAAAUCUUUAGUUUCUUAGUUUCCCUUCUUUAUAAACGUCCACUUCAUAGUAGCACCUGCUAUGGGCCAGCUCAAACACUUGAAAGUGAUCCUUAUUUCCAGAGUUUGCCUCUCUUGAUUAGCAGCAAUGAAUGUGUCCAUUUGCUUAAUAGUGCAUGCAUUGAUAGCAAUACACGUGGUAUUGUGCAGUAGCAAGAGAAGGAUGCACAGCGUCGGCAACUGAUAUCUGCCACAUUUUGGAAGUGUUUAACUGCUGCUUUGCUGCCAUCAGGAGAGCUUGCUUUGGUGAUAGGUUUAGCAGUUUACAAGUCAAGAUAAAAAAGGCAGCCCUGGAUAGAAUGCAGGUUGUGCUUCCCAUUAUUUUAACGGAAAUCAAGUUUGGGACUAAAUCCAGGAUGAGGCCCUUUGAAGGUUAGGUUCCCCGUGGGAGACCUCAUGAGGGUAACGGCAUUUCCUGCGGAAAGAACUCUUUGUCUGCAGAGUUCCCUUACCAGAUAUGACCAGCUGGCAUCGCUUCUCUUUUUUUGUCAGCUUUAGUCAAAGGUGUGAGUUUGGACCAUACUAUCUUGUAAUAAUCCAGGACUAUGCAUACCAUAGCUGCAGGGGUGAGUGGGUGACUACUCGCACGCUACAAGGCUUUGUAUGGAGAGUUGAAGAAGCAGGGCUAUUUCUUCCUGUGGUGGGAAGGAAACGUCUCAGGCCUGUUGUCGUACUUGGUACGUCCAGUAGAGGGCAGUGGAGUGUGAACAUGUAACGAGUUUCAGAGGCUUCUCCAACAGAUCCUUGCUGUAGCUAAUCUAGGAAUUCAUAAAGUGCUCAUCUAUCACGGUUCUUCCUACUGUCCCUCACUGUGCUGUUUGACUUGAAUCUUCCUAAUUGUAUAUUUCUGCAUUGUGGGAGAGUCCCAAGUUUGGGAUAAACUGUAUAGCAUAAAUGUUCUGUUGCUGAAUAAAGCUGGAAACGCCUCUGUCUGAUCAUCAUUAUAUGCAUUUAUUUUAUACCUUCAUCAUUCGGCUUUCUAAUAAAUAUUUAGAAGUCCUGUUAGGCUGCCUGUAUUUGUUUUAUGAGAUGGCUUCUUGUCGCAGAUUGAGUUUGAAUUGGGCAGCAAAGGAACAUGAGCUAUUCUGUUUACUAUGUAGAAACAUAAACGUGUAUACUACACCGUAAUUAAAUGAGAAGUCUGAAAAGUCCUGUUUAAUAUAAAAUGAUAUUCUGAACAGCCCUGUGUGGAAUUAUCAAUAGGAUAUCAUUCCAUACAUAUUCAGAGUAAUCAACAAAAUUCUCCCUCCCAGACUAUUAUGUUUUGAGGCUGUCUGUGUAGCAGUUUUGUUUUAUUGAUUCAGCUUGCCCUGGGGAAAAUGAUCUUGGCUUUUGGAAGCACAGUGCCUGCAGGUGGUCAAACAGUGCAGCUGAUUCAAUGUUUCCUCUCUAAGACCAGGCCUGGAUAAAAAUAGUUCUAGGCUAAUCUAUGAGAUACUGGAAUGCUGAGCAGACAGGAGAUCUGUGCUGUAAUAAUGGAGUGCAAUUGACCCUGCAGGAAGUUUCAGCAGGUUUAUCUUAACUUCACCCUUGCAAUUGAGAGUAUAUAUGUGCCUUACAAAAGAAAUUGCCUCCACAAGGCACUGUGGACAUCAACAUUUUGUAUAUUAAGGUGUUUAAAUGGGGCAGGCAUUCUGAAU
Alligator sinensis (Chinese alligator) is the source of this 3561-nucleotide messenger RNA. It is a transcript of the gene BNIP1, whose product is annotated as BCL2 interacting protein 1. Gene Ontology annotation, cellular component: endoplasmic reticulum; SNARE complex. Gene Ontology annotation, biological process: retrograde vesicle-mediated transport, Golgi to endoplasmic reticulum. Bases 80 to 709 code for a protein of 209 amino acids. The transcript has 5 exons. The record is from RefSeq and is a predicted model, not a curated record. Gene Ontology annotation, molecular function: SNAP receptor activity. Lineage: Eukaryota; Metazoa; Chordata; Crocodylia; Alligatoridae.